This is a messenger RNA of Impatiens glandulifera, 2448 nucleotides long. RefSeq names its product metal-nicotianamine transporter YSL1-like. Bases 147 to 2288 code for a protein of 713 amino acids. Gene Ontology annotation, biological process: response to iron ion; seed development. Gene Ontology annotation, cellular component: plasma membrane. The record is from RefSeq and is a predicted model, not a curated record. The transcript is spliced from 5 exons. Gene Ontology annotation, molecular function: iron-nicotianamine transmembrane transporter activity; oligopeptide transmembrane transporter activity. Lineage: Eukaryota; Viridiplantae; Streptophyta; Magnoliopsida; Ericales; Balsaminaceae.
AUGGCUCUCUCUCUCUCUCAUAGACACGCGCGUAUAUAUCUUUAGAGACGAGGGGAGGAGGGCGAGCACACGCCACUUCUACGUGCAAACAAGGCCAUUUGCUUCAUUUCUGUUGGGCUGCAGCGACUGCAGAUAUUAUAAUAAGCAUGGAAUUAGAUCAAGAGAAUGGAAGGUGUAGCAAGGAGGAAGUUGAAGAUAAUAAUAAUAAUAAUAAUAAUAAUACAAAGAGUAGUAAUAGUACUAGUGAUGAGACGGAAGUAAUAUCGACGGAGGAGGGGUCCUGGAACAAGAUUCCGCCGUGGAAGAAGCAGGUAACAGCAAGGGGAGUGAUUGCGAGCUUCGUGAUUGGUGGGAUAUACAGCAUCAUCGCUAUGAAAUUGAACCUCACCACCGGUCUCACUCCAAACCUCAACGUCUCCGCGGCUCUUCUAGCAUUCAUAUUCAUGCGUACAUGGACUAAAAUUGCUACCAAGUUCAAAUUCUUCGACUCUUCUCCCUUUACCAGACAAGAGAACACCAUGAUUCAGACAUGCGUCGUAGCUUGUUACGGCAUAGCAGUAGGAGGGGGAUUUGGAUCUUAUCUGCUGGGGUUGAACAAAAAGACUUUUGAGCUAACAGGCGGCACCAGUAUGGAAGGCAACUCUCCGGGGAGUUACAAGGAGCCUGGAAUUGGGUGGAUGACAGCCUACCUUUUUCUUGCAUGUUUCAUUGGCCUCUUUGUUCUCAUUCCUCUCAGAAAGAUUCUUAUUAUCGAUUACCAGCUGACUUUCCCAAGCGGAUUGGCCACCGCGGUUCUAAUUAACGGUUUCCAUAACCGCGAAGAAGAGACUGCCAAGAAGCAAGUCGGAGGCUUUGUCAAAUUCUUCUCUUUCAGUUUCAUUUGGGGCUUUUUCCAGUGGUUUUACAUAGGAAAGGAGAGUGCUUGCGGAUUCCUCCAAUUUCCGACCUUUGGAUUGCAAGCAUACAAGAACAGUUUCUACUUUGAUUUCAGCAUGACAUACGUGGGAACUGGAAUGAUAUGCCCGCACCUUGUGAACCUGUCUCUGCUCUUAGGAGCUGUUCUGUCAUGGGGAAUCAUGUGGCCUCUAAUUGAAAGGAAGGAAGGAGACUGGUUCCCUCCAAAUACCACUCAUUCCAGCAUGAAAGGCUUGAAUGGCUACAAGGUAUUUAUUUCUGUAGCUCUCCUUUUGGGUGAUGGGCUCUACCAUUUCAUCAAGGUCAUUUCCAUUACUCUCAUAAACGUUCAGCACAGGUUCAGGUUAAGGUCCAAUCUUCUUAUUCUAAUUAGCCGCAGCAGCAGCCGUUCCGGCCCAGCAAACAUAAAUGAACAAUUAGAUGACGGUGGAAGAUCAAUAAUUACUAAGCACCAGCAUCAUCAGCAUAGUAAUAAUAAUAAGGAUGUGGUGUUCUUAAGAGAAAGCAUACCCAUGUGGGUAGGAGCUGCCGGAUACAGUUUGUUUGCUAUCCUCUCCUCAAUCUUGAUUCCACUACUUUUCUCGGAGGUGAGAUGGUACUACGUGAUCAUCGCCUACUCUCUGGCCCCCUCCCUGGCAUUCUGCAACGCCUAUGGGGCGGGGCUCACGGAUAUUAACAUGGCCUACAACUACGGAAAGAUAGGGUUGUUUGUCCUUGCGGCCAUGGCCGGAAAGGAGCACGGGGGAGUGGUGGCGGGCCUGGUAGGGUGCGGUCUCAUAAAGUCGGUGGUGAACGUGUCUUGCAUACUCAUGCAAGACCUGAAGACGAGCCAUAUAACCAUGACCUCUCCUCGGGCCAUGCUCAUAAGCCAGGCCAUAGGGACGGCAAUUGGCUGCCUCCUUUCCCCACUAAGCUUCUUACUCUUCUACAAGGCCUUCGACGUGGGCAACCCCGAGGGCGAGUUCAAGGCUCCUUACGCUGUCAUAUAUAGGAACAUGGCCAUCCUAGGGGUGGAGGGAUUCUCUGCAUUGCCAACUCAUUGCUUGCAGCUCUGCUACGGCUCCUUCGCCUUUGCCGUAGCAUUAAACCUGGUCAAGGACCUGUCCCCGCCCAGGAUAGCCCGAUGGAUGCCUCUUCCCAUGGCCAUGGCCGUCCCAUUCCUGGUCGGGGCAUACUUUGCCAUAGAUAUGUGCGUCGGGAGCCUGCUAGUGCUGCUCUUCCACAAACUCAUGAACAAGGCCAAGGCGGAACUGAUGGUACCCGUCGUGGCCUCUGGCUUGAUAUGCGGGGAAGGACUCUGGUCCCUUCCCGCGUCCAUACUUUCAUUGGCUAAGAUCAAUCCCCCAAUGUGCAUGAAAUUCCUCUCAUCAUAGAUAGAGAUAAUAAUUCAUUCAUCCAAUUUACCUGGCGCUCCAUAUAUAAUAUACUUCAAAAAAUUAGUACCAAUCUUAGCUCUUGCAAGCAUGCAUGCCUUUGCUGAUAAGGGUAUAAAUUUCCUAAUUGACCUCAAUAAUAAUAUUAUUAAUUCCAAUU